Messenger RNA from Dichomitus squalens LYAD-421 SS1, 1485 nucleotides. RefSeq names its product laccase (gene Dslcc10). Bases 1 to 1485 code for a protein of 494 amino acids. NCBI's taxonomy places the organism in Eukaryota, Fungi, Basidiomycota, Agaricomycetes, Polyporales, Polyporaceae. The record is from RefSeq and is a predicted model, not a curated record. The transcript has 12 exons. Gene Ontology annotation, molecular function: oxidoreductase activity; copper ion binding.
AUGUCUCGUAUACUCUUUCGUAAUAUUGCAUUUCUAUUCGCACUCGGCAGUGGCGCUUUGGCCUCAAUUGGGCCCGUCACUGACCUAGUCAUCGCAAACAAGGACAUUUCGCCCGAUGGCUCGAUUCGCCCCGCUGUCCUGGCCGGUGGCACCUUCCCUGGCCCUCUCAUCAAGGGAAACAAGGGAGAUAACUUCCGUAUUAACGUCAUCGACAAGCUUGAGAACGAGACCAUGCUGACUGCGACCAGUAUCCAUUGGCACGGUCUAUUCCAGCACACGACUAAUUGGGCGGACGGAAGCGCGUCCGUGACGCAGUGUCCCAUCACGAAGGACCAUUCGUUCCUGUACAACUUCCACGUUCCGGACCAAGCAGGGACGUUCUGGUAUCACAGCCACCUCAUGACACAGUACUGCGAUGGCCUUCGCGGGCCAUUGGUGGUGUACGAUCCUCAUGAUCCCCACAAGCACCUGUACGACGUCGACAAUGAGGACACCGUCAUCACUCUGGCUGAUUGGUACCAUCAAGCUGCUGUUACCGUACAGACGACGAAACCGACCCCGGAUUCCACCCUCAUCAAUGGGUUGGGUCGCUACAUCGGGAGCCCGACCUCUGAGCUUGCUGUCAUAACCGUGGAGCACGGAAAGCGGUACCGUUUCCGGCUGGUGAACAUCGCAUGCGACCCCUACUACAACUUUACCAUCGAUAACCACUCCUUUUCGGUCAUCGAAGCAGAUGGGGAGAACACGCAGCCCCUUAGUGUUGAUUCCUUGGUCAUCUACGCCGGCCAGCGUUAUUCCAUUGUCGUAUGUCUCUCACCGUCGGGAACUAUUGGGUUCGCGCCGUGCCAGACGGAGCCCAACACCACCCAAACGCCCAGCCAGCAUCCUCUCGCGGAGACGGACCUUCAUCCUCUGACCGACCCCGCUGCUCCUGGGAAACCUUACCCGGGUGGUGUCGACUAUGCACGCAACUUGCACCUGAACUUCGAAGCUCCCAGCUUCACGAUCAACAAUGUCCCAUUCAUCCCUCCUCAACUCCCAGUCCUCCUCCAGAUCUUGAGUGGCAAUAAGUCGGCCCAAUCCCUGCUACCCAAUGGGAGCGUGUACUCUCUGCCACCACACUCCUCUAUCGAGCUUUCCUUCACCAACGGUCCACUGCUCGUCGGUGACCCGCAUCCUUUCCACCUACACGGCCAUUCCUUCUCCGUCAUUCGCAGUGCUGGCAGUGACUCCUACAACUACGCGAACCCCGUCCGCCGCGACGUCGUGAGCACUGGGGGGCCCGGCGACAACGUCACCAUCCGCUUCGAGACCGAUAACCCAGGUCCUUGGUUCCUGCACUGCCAUAUCGACUGGCAUCUGCAGGCCGGCUUCGCCAUCGUCUUCGCCGAGGAUACCGAUGAUGUUCCUGCAGUCAAUCCGGUCCCCGAGGCCUGGCGGGAGCUCUGCCCGAUUUUCUACGCUGGGAAUGAAACCCACUACUAA